AAGGUGAAGUGUUGUGUUUCCGCAGAGCCAACCGGUGCUCACAACAACCGAAACGAGCGGCGUGAAAUCCGCUGCUAGCAUUUGUGUCGACCUGCAGCUACAAAAAAAAAAAAAAAAACGGCACACCUGAUUGUAAGACUCCAUCAAGAACACAUUUGAAAUGGGAGAUCCUGCUCCUAAUAGAGACUGUCCCCUGGACUGCAAGGUUUACGUUGGAAAUUUAGGAAACAAUGGAAACAAGACAGAGUUAGAAAGAGCUUUUGGGUACUAUGGUCCUUUAAGAAGUGUUUGGGUUGCCAGGAAUCCCCCAGGCUUUGCUUUUGUAGAGUUUGAAGAUCCCAGAGAUGCAGCCGAUGCUGUGAGAGAACUGGAUGGAAGAAACAUGUGUGGCUGUCGAGUGCGUGUCGAGUUAUCCACCGGGGAAAAGCGCUCUAGGAGCCGUGGCCCUCCUCCGUCCUGGAAUAGACGCCCUCGCGAAGAUUUGAGCAGACGUAGUCCUCCAGGCAGACGCAAAUCACCGAAGAGGAGGAGCCUGAGCCGCAGUCGCAGCAGGUCUGUUUCAAGAGACAGACGCAGAUAUCGGUCUCUCUCCAGAGACAAGAAUCAUAAGCGCUCAAGAUCUUUCUCACGGUCCAGGAGUCAUUCCCCGUCUACUGAGAGGAAAUGAAGACCUUAAAUGAUGGUUCAUCUGCUGGAUCCUGCUAUGGUUGUGAAAAUACAAAUUUUUAUAGUAAGGUUUUGUUUUUAGAUUGUUUGCCAGCUCAAGACAGCCUAAGGUUGGCCACGUUACAUAUUGUGUAAUAGCAGUCUGGUGAAUUAACAACAAAGGACCUGAGUGUUUUUCUCCUUUUGUUGGUUCUCAUGGCAAGAUUUACCCAUUUUACUGAAAAGGUUUUUUUUCCUCUUUGAAUUUACGCUAUAAAGCAUUCACCAAUUCUUACCCUGCAUGUUUUAAAAUGGAAUACUGGAUUUAUUUUUACAGAACCAUCCUGCUUUUUUUAACCUUUGAAUUAAAGUUCAUGUCUUUGUUUGUUUUUCUUUGGGUUUUUUUUUUUUUUUUAAUUCUUGUUGACUCUUAACUUGCUGGCAAUGGCUUACUGUGAGCUGCACCACCAGGCAUACUUUACACCAGUGACAGAAAGCAGACUGGUAACAAAUGUUGUAAAUACUGGUGCUGUUAUUUGCAGGCUAUCCUUGAAGCCUAAAAUGUCAUCUGUAAUUCUGUACUUUACCUAUGUCACUUUUGCAAAGGAAGGCAUUUACUCUAUUCAACUUUGCUUGAUUCUCUGAGCUCUGACAGUUUGUGCUGAUGCAGUUAAACAACUUGUUCAAUAAAUGUUUUUCCAAGGUGA
Molecule: messenger RNA, 1352 nt
Organism: Morone saxatilis (striped sea-bass)
Lineage: Eukaryota; Metazoa; Chordata; Actinopteri; Moronidae
Gene: srsf3a
Product: serine and arginine rich splicing factor 3a
Exons: 7
Coding region: 161-667 (168 amino acids)
Biological process (GO): mRNA splicing, via spliceosome
Cellular component (GO): nuclear speck
Molecular function (GO): RNA binding
Source: RefSeq, a predicted model, not a curated record